AUGAUCUCAACGAGCUUGGAAAACGAAAGAGUACAGGAGCUUGACCAGCUUCUCUCGCUCAUCCACCCCAAAAUUGUUGAUUACGUUGCUUCUGCUGAUCUCAAUGCUGGUGCUUUCAAGCCAGGCUCUUUGGGUACCUACCAUGAGCCUCAAGACUUGAAGAAGAUUUUCACUUCUGAGACCGAGCUUUUUGAACUGGGAGUCAAAGGAAACACAACUGAGUUGUUCCGUCACAUCGACAAUGUGCUUAAGUACUCGGUCAAUACUUGGAACCCGGGCUUUUUGGAUAAGCUUUACGCAUCCACCAACCCAAUCGGUGUGGUGAGUGACAUUCUUCUAUCGGUACUCAACACAAACUCCCAUGUGUACACUGUAUCGCCAGUUCUUUCUGUUUUGGAGAAUUUUGUAGGUAAAAAAUACGCCAGUCUCUUCUUCAAGAACAAUACUGAUACUUGUGGAGGUUUGACGUUUUCUGGAGGUUCAUGGUCGAACAUCACGGCUUUGCAAAUCGCAAGAUCACUCCAUUUUCCUGAAACAAAGAUCGAGGGCAAUGCUGGUAGACGUUUUGCAGUGUACGCACUGAAACAUUGCCAUUAUUCGGUAGAGAAAGCCGCCAUUCUCUUAGGUUUGGGAUCGAGAGCAGUUUUCAAAGUUGACAUCAACAGCGAUGGCACCAUGAAUACCGAAUCACUCGAAAACGUCAUCCAGGACACUGUGGACAAGGGAUACAUUCCUCUUUUCGUCAAUGCUACCGCAGGAACGACGGUGUUUGGCCUGUUUGACAAUCUCAAGCAAAUCGGAGCCAUUGCAAAAAGACACCGCAUUUGGUUUCAUGUCGAUGGAUCUUGGGGAGGAAAUGUCAUCUUCUCCAAGACACACAGCGCUAAAUUAGCUGGAUGUGAACUCGCAGACUCCAUCACCACUAACCCACACAAGAUGCUCGGAACUCCAAACACUUGCUCGUUCCUUUUGCUUCCAGAUGUCAGGAAGUUCCAAACCGCCAAUUCCCUUGAUGCUCCGUACCUCUUCCACGGGCGUGAAAAUGAUGAAGAGAACUUGGAUUUGGCAGACGGAACCAUGGGCUGUGGAAGAAGAGCAGAUUCCUUCAAGUUCUACUUGACAUGGCUCUACUACGGCUACCAGGGCUUGAGUGAGAGAGUCGACCAUGCCUUUGCCAUUGUGGAGUACUUUGUGAAGGCCAUCUCCGCCACUCCGGGCUUUCUGCUCGUGGUUGAGGAUCCACAGUGUCUUCAAGUUUGUUUCUAUUACAAACCUGAAGGCUUUUUGGGGCAAAACUUCACGGAGGUGACCAGAUAUGUAUCUCGAGAACUUCAUCGCCAGGGUAAGUACCUCAUGGACUUCCUGCCCAAUCCCAGUGCUGACGGUCAUGGCGAGUUUUUCCGAGUUGUAUUUAACUCGCCUAUUCUCACGGAUAAGGUCGUGGACGAUUUGGUUGCCAGUAUUGUGGAAGUUGGCUCGUCGUUCCAGGAAUAG
Sungouiella intermedia is the source of this 1494-nucleotide messenger RNA. The record is from the annotation of a GenBank genome assembly. NCBI's taxonomy places the organism in Eukaryota, Fungi, Ascomycota, Pichiomycetes, Serinales, Metschnikowiaceae.